UUCCUGUUAGAUUCCAAAGCAAAAUUCAACCUUGGCCUGGCUCGUAUUUAAAGCUGCAGAAUUCGCUAGGUUCUGGCUUUUUGCAAAACCCAUCCUUCCAGGUUUUCUUUUAAGUGCGGUGAAUUUGAGGGAACCCUCGUGUCUCGGAACAAAGCAUCGCCCUGCUGGAUCCACCUAUUCCCACUUGGGAGUAAGUAGGGCAGAAGAUGGCAGCAUGAAAGGAAUCUCCCAGGAGAUGCGGAAUAAGCUGCCAAGAUCGGCCGCGUUAGUGCUGACACGCGCCAGACAAAGGAGCCCGGAUUCUAUAAAUGAGGCGGCAGGCUGGGAUUGGCGUUUGGCUGGAUUGUCAGGAGAGGAGCUGUGGCGAUUUGAAGGUGAGAGAGCCGGGGCUGCGAGCAGGAGAGGCUUGCCGACUUCAACGGCUGUGAAUAUUGCUCUAGAACCAGCUUGUGCUGUUUGGAAAAGUUCUUCCAGUCUUAAGAAUGACCAGAAAGAUCUUCACCAACAGCAGGGAGAGGUGGAGGCAACAGAAUGUCAACAGUGCCUUUGCCAAGCUGAGAAAGCUGAUUCCCACCCAUCCUCCUGACAAAAAGUUGAGCAAGAAUGAGACUCUUCGCUUAGCCAUGAGGUACAUCAACUUCCUUGUCAAGGUCCUUGGGGAGCAAGGGCUGCAGCAGAGAGGCACGAAUCCACGAGACAGGAUCCUCGGCCUCUUCCAGCAGAAUCCACAUUUGGAACGCAUGGAAGAACUGACUCUCCUUGAAGACUCUGAGGCCUCUUCUCCCAACACAACCAGCAACAUCCCAGAAUGCUGGUCAGAGACAUCAUCUCCAUAAUCAGUCAGGGUAAUCAUCCUGAUUGCAAUUUGAUAGUUCUCCUUGAUAUUGGUUGUGGUAGUUGUUUGCUUCUAUACAGUAUUUAUUUAUUUAUUUAUUUGGUCUGUCUUGGUCUUUUUAAACUCAAAUGUAUUUUAUGUAAUCAUUUCCUAGGAAGCAUGUGGCUUUCAGUAAUUAAAAAGACUUCCAGCAACCUAGCCUGCUUAAAAAGGGCUUUGAUUUUGAGUGCAAGGGAUUUUGACCUGGCCCACAGAAGGUCACCAAUGGACUCUUUGCCUUUACUCUUUGCACACCAGUGAAAACUGCCAGGGCCAGUAGCUUGUGGCUAAGUGACACUGCAAGUUUAGAACAGCUGGCUAGGAAUUCUGGGAACUUCCGUUCCAGCUGAUUUGGCUGCUGGAUUGACAAAGGUUAAUCUAAGUCAAACAGGUUCUGCAAUUGUGCAUCUCCUCCUGUGGUAGAAUGUAUCCUUUUCCACUUCCUGUAGAGGAGAUCAUUUCCUACCUUCUAACUGGUUCUGCUGAUAGCAUCUGCAAAAAAUAAUUGCUCUGGAGCCAAGGCUACUCAUUUUUAAAAACCCUUUCCUUUAAGAUACUGUACAUAAAUAUCAAAGUUAGUUGAGCACCACUAAGGGUCCUUCUCUUCUCCUUUGCCGCAACACCUAGUUCAGUGCAAUCUUCAUGCUAAAGUAAGUGCAUCUUGUUUACUAUUUUUCCUCCAGUGUAUGUCAGAUCCUGAGCUAGAAAAAAAUCUAACCAAACCAAAAUGCAUAGUGAAUAUAUGUGAGUAGGUAGGAAUGGAUUGUGCCCACUAUGCCUGAUCAAAUAUAACCAACAGUGGAUUUUUCAGCCGCUUUCUGAAAUAUUCAAAGAUGCCUAUCUUAAAAAUUGUGGAUUUAAAUAUGAUUAUUUCAACUGGAUUUAUACAUGUGAGGAAAAAACCUUAAGUUUGGCUGUAAUUAGACUGUCCACAACAUUUGCACUGAAAAUAGGUAAAAAUAAUUAAAUAAUUUCUAAAGCUAAAGCACAGUUUAAUAGGAAACCGUUUCAUUGCUUAGUGGCAUUUUAUCAAUCAUAGGUGCUAUUUAAUUGUCUUUAAAAUGAAAACAGGAUCACAUGCACCACUUUAUUCUUGAUACCAAUGUUUAUUGAAAACACUGUUUUCCAGAAACUUGUUAUCCAGAGCAACUUUUUAUAUGAAAUAAAAAUGCAAGCGCAGUUCCAUCCCCAACUAGAUGUCAAUGUAGUUGUUGAAUUGGUACUUUAUUAAAAAGUUGGUCUGCAGAACCUGAGAGGAUGGGAUGUGUCUUUUGGCCAGACGAGAAAAAGGUUUACUUUGGAGGUGAUUAAGUACACUCCAAUUCAAACUGGAAAUGAAGCAGGGCAGGGACAAGAUGCUUGAGUGAUCAUUUUUUUCCCCCCAAAUGUAAUUCCAACUUCACUCCUACAUCCAUUAAAAAAAAAAAGACUGAAAAUCAGGAGGAGUCUGACAGCACCUUCUCCGACUAAAACAUUUUAUUAAAAGGCAUAAGCUAAUAUUUUUGGUUGCCAGAGACCGACGGCUUUCCUCCUACAAUGUUUUUAAGAGUAUGGGUUUACUAUUUAUGGGGGAUCCCACUCUACCUAGCCUUCUGUACAAAUUCUCCCAUAACUGGGUAUCCUUCAGACACUUAAUUCUCAUCAGUGGAGGCAGCUGCUUCUAAGUUUCUAAUUUUUUUAAUGAUUUCAUGUUUAAAAGCUACAGGUCUCCUUGAGUUACAAACCACUAUUUGAACCCUACAACUAGCCACCCAUAUUAUCUUCUCAGUUAAAGAACAAAGCAAAACCUUUAUAUGGGGGCAGAAACUGUGGCCUGUGUGUUUCUAGCUAUGCUGGUUUUUAUUUUAUCCUCUCCAAUUUCUUUCACUGGCUACUACAACUCUGAGAUUUAUUGCCGCUGUCAGGGGCCUCUACCUUUUAUGUAUACCUCAUAAACGUUCCAGAGUUGAGAGGUGAAGCUCAGUGCUUCUAGAGGGCAGCAGAUGGGGCAAAAUUGCUUAUAAAGUGGCCUAAAACCUGUUGAUAAUAAACAUUCCGCCCCUUGGCUUGUUUCCUUCAUCUGUCUGUCAAGAUUUUAUUUUUUCAUUGGCCCACUUGCUUUAUGACUAUUUGCAGAUAUUAAAAGCUACUUGGAUAUAUGUGCAUAUGUCUCAAUAAAGGCUUGUAUAUUGAAUCGUACUUUGUUUUCAUAGGUGGCAUGCCAAUUAAUGAAUUAAACUUCAGCUAAUUAAAAAUUGCUCCUAAUACAUUUUAGCACGUAUAUUCUCAGUCAUAAACGUCUUCAAUCCUCCUAUAUUAGUUUUGUUAAAGAAUAUGCUUUGAGGGGUGGGAAGUAACAGGCAAGGUAAGGUUUAGCCUAGGACUAAAUUUACAGAGGUAACAAUUCCUUUGUUAUACCAAUUCAGACUGUUCUACCUCACCAGUAUUGUUGUUACUGCAUUCCAGCUGAGCCAAAUGAGUUUAAUUUAGUUUAUUAAAAAGGUCGUAUACUGAACAUACAGAAAUGAACAAAUACAUUACUGUGCACCCAGUUAAUAAAAGGGAAAAAAACUAUUCAUGCCUGCACAAGAUACACCUGGAAAAACAAAUCCAAAAAAAUUCUGAUUGACAUAGCGAUGUUACAAUAUUUGACUAUAAUUGUGGAAACUUCCCAAUCCUGGUCGUUAGUAGGUAGUGCAAGAUUGCCAUAUGAAAGCUGUCUGAAUAGUUUGUAAUGAAAGUGGAGAUUAACUCUGCCUUCCAAAAAUGAUAGGGCAUUUCAGAAGCUGAGAUUAGACUGACACGAGAUAGGUUAGCUUUACCCUACGGAUGAAGUGUUACUCUAGUAGUCCUGCUCAGUACAGUAUGAGAGGAGCUGCUGGUUCAGACCUUUGGUGUAUAUGCUUGGCUGAGGAGGCAGUGGGGCAAAGCUACCACCUGUAAGAUGGUGGCUGAACACCAAAUGAAAGAUGCAGUCCCAAAUGUUGGGUGAUCACCAAGUUGUGAAGGUUCUUCUAAAAUACACUGUAGGGCUAA
Molecule: messenger RNA, 3889 nt
Organism: Candoia aspera
Lineage: Eukaryota; Metazoa; Chordata; Lepidosauria; Squamata; Candoiidae
Gene: TAL2
Product: TAL bHLH transcription factor 2
Exons: 2
Coding region: 483-836 (117 amino acids)
Biological process (GO): regulation of transcription by RNA polymerase II
Molecular function (GO): DNA-binding transcription factor activity, RNA polymerase II-specific; protein dimerization activity; RNA polymerase II cis-regulatory region sequence-specific DNA binding
Source: RefSeq, a predicted model, not a curated record